AUGCUUCGGAAUCCUCUGCACGCCCAUAAUGUAACGCGACAGGCAGCGAUGGAUGUGAUCGCUUUCUCGUGCACCUUGAGCCAGGAAGAAGAGUGCUUGCUGGUGUCGGCUUCCCAGGGCAUGGACCUGGCAGAUGGUCCCAUGGUCCUUGCGUGUAAUCACACACUUGCGACGCCCGAUGGCGAGCUAAGGGUGAACCAUGUAGUGUCGCCUUGGAGCAGCCGGUGGACCCAACAAAGAACAGGCCUACUCCGGAGAGGUUCAAGAAGAGCCUUCAACGCCGGUGUUUCAAUGCAGGGCUUUCAAGCCCUUUGCCUGACCCAUGCCUAG
Symbiodinium sp. CCMP2592 is the source of this 330-nucleotide messenger RNA. Lineage: Eukaryota; Dinophyceae; Suessiales; Symbiodiniaceae. The record is from the annotation of a GenBank genome assembly.